AUGUUCGCCACGGCCCUGAAACGGGCCCCCGGCCUCUGCGCCGCCGCGGCCACGGCCGCCGGCGGCACGGCGGUGGCGUCGCAGCUGCCCUCGGAGCUGCACAUCUCGGGCAUCCCCGUGUCCAUCGUGCUCGGCGCCUGCGCGGGCAACGCCGCGCCGGCGGCGCUCAAGGAGGCGCUCAAGCCCGGCGUCGCCUUCGCGACGUCGACGGUGCUCCGGAGCGGCAUCGUCGCCGUCGGCGCGAAGCUGUCCGCGGCGCAGGUGCUCGCGCUCGGCUGGACGACGGUGCCCGCGGCGGCCUGCAGCGUCGGCGCGGGCUGCCUCGUCAUCCCCGCGCUCGCCGCGAGGGCGGGCCUCGCGCCGCGGCUCGGCGCGCUCCUGGCCGCGGGCACGAGCAUCUGCGGCGUCACGGCGAUCGGCGCGACGGCGCCGGCGAUCGGCGCGACGCAGGCCGAGGUCGCCGUCGCCGUCGCGAACGUCGUCGCCUUCGGGUCCGCGGGCAUGCUCGCCUACCCGCACGCGGCCGCGCGCCUGUUCCCCGCGGACGACUCGUCGCACGUCGGCCUGUUCCUCGGGCUCGCGGUCCACGACACGGCCCAGGUCAUGGGCUGCGCCGCGUCCUACGCGGAGCAGUACUCGGACGCCGCCGUCGUCGGCGCCGCGGCCGUGGCGAAGCUCACGCGGAACGUGUUCUUGGCGGGCGUCGUGCCGCUCAUGGCGCUCAAGCACGGCGGCGCGGCGUCGGGCAAGUCCAUCGCCGCGGCCGUGCCGUCGUUCGUCGCCGGCUUCGUGGGCAUGUCGGCCGUGCGGAGUUUGGGCGACUACCAGGUCGCGUCGGGCGGCAAGGCGCUGGGCCUGCUCGACGCCGACGACUGGAAGCGACAGGCGGACUGGGUCGGCGCGGUGCUCGGGACGAAGGUGCUCCUCGCGACGGGCCUCGCGGGCGUCGGCCUGUCCGUGGACUUUAACGCGUUCAAAAGCGCGGGCGUGCGGCCCUUCGCCGUCGGCGCCGCGGGCGCGACGAUCGUCGGCGGCGUCGGCCUCUCGACGGCCCUCCUGCUGUCGCAUCUCAACCGGCCAGCGACGGCGCCUUAA
Messenger RNA from Aureococcus anophagefferens, 1095 nucleotides. RefSeq lists its product as hypothetical. Bases 1 to 1095 code for a protein of 364 amino acids. The record is from RefSeq and is a predicted model, not a curated record. Gene Ontology annotation, cellular component: plasma membrane. The transcript has a single exon. NCBI's taxonomy places the organism in Eukaryota, Pelagophyceae, Pelagomonadales, Pelagomonadaceae.